Molecule: messenger RNA, 1288 nt
Organism: Phyllotreta striolata
Lineage: Eukaryota; Metazoa; Arthropoda; Insecta; Coleoptera; Chrysomelidae
Source: the annotation of a GenBank genome assembly
CUAAAUCACAGCCUCCUGGGCUUCAAAUGAAACGUCAUAUAAAUGUACCGAAUAAUUUCUUGAAAGCAACGUCAAAUUUCAAAUGGUCAUUAUUUUUGUUGCAAGAAUUUCACAUUUGUGCCAGUUUUAAAUUAAAUUUUAGGUCCAAAAUGUCCAUUAUAAAGAACCUGUUCACCAACAUAUCCGAUCCGAAGCAAACAACUACAAGGAAGGUAACUGUGGUCGGAAUAGGCGCCGUAGGAAUGGCCACAGCCUUCAGUUUGCUCUGCCAGGGCAUCACUAACGACGUAUGCCUGAUCGACGUGAUGGAGGAUAGGCUAAGAGGCGAGGCCAUGGACCUCCUGCACGGUUCUUUGUUCCUGAAAAACCCGAAAAUCUCGGCCAGCAAAGACUUCACCGAAUCGGCCGGUUCGAAAGUGAUCAUCAUAACGGCAGGCGUGAGGCAACAGGAAGGCGAAAGCCGUUUAGACCUAGUCCAGAGGAACGCCAACAUAAUGAAGACCACCAUACCCAACCUAGUAGCCCAAUCGCCCGACGCCGUCUUGAUAGUCGUCAGCAACCCCUGCGACAUCCUCACCUACGUCGCUUGGAAAUUGAGCAAAUUGCCCAUACACAGGGUGUUCGGCUCCGGCACGAACUUGGACUCGUCGAGAUUCAGAUUUUUGAUAUCGCAAAAACUCGGCUGCAGCACGUCCAGCGUCCACGGCUGGAUAAUCGGCGAGCACGGCGACUCCAGCGUGCCCGUCUGGUCCGGAGUCAACGUAGCCGGUGUCCGUUUGAAGGAAGUGUCGCCGAAAUUGGGCGAAGACGACGAUCCGGAAUUGUGGAAGAAAGUCCACAAGGACGUGAUCGAAGCCGCCUAUCAAAUCAUCAAGUUGAAGGGGUUCACGAAUUGGGCGAUCGGCCUGAGCGCUGCCUCGCUGGCUAAUACGGUUUUGACCAACCAGCAUAACGUUCAUGCCGUGUCCGUUAUGACGAAGGGCCGGCACGGUUUGGAUUACGAGGUGUUCCUGUCGCUGCCGGCCGUUAUCGGUUCCAACGGGGUCGAGAAGGUGGUGAUGCAGCAUUUGUCGCCCAGCGAAAGGUGCGCUUUGAAAUUCUCCGCCGCUAUGAUGGCCGAUAUUCAAGCCGGUAUUAAAUUGUAAAUUUCGAACGGUUGAAUUGUUUUUCGGAUUGUAUGCUGUUUGGGGAAACGAAACUUGUCGGUAUGUGCAGGAAAGGUUUGUGCCGGUUUGUGUAUACAGUCGCUUAAAAUUUUUAUAAGUAUCUAUUAAACAUAUGUUUUAUA